Chara braunii is the source of this 1923-nucleotide messenger RNA. The record is from the annotation of a GenBank genome assembly. Lineage: Eukaryota; Viridiplantae; Streptophyta; Charophyceae; Charales; Characeae.
AUACACUGGUGUCGCAUCAAAUGUGGUCAUAGAAAUAGGAGGAGUCAAGGUGCGUACGUGUUUUUACGUCAUGCCCAGCUUGGACCUUCCAAUAUUACUGGGAAGGUCGUUCCUGUGCAGAUCUGAGGCACUCAUUAUGAACAAACACGACGGCACCAUGUUCGUCAUCCUGUGUGACCCUGUCUGUGGAAACUUUGAGGUGAUCACCUGUAGGAACACGGGGCCUCACAGCUCAAAGAACAGACUCAAUGCUGGAUCCUACACAUUCGAGGAGUCGGAGAAUAGGAGGAGAGAACUAGAGUGGGAAGGAGAAGAAGAGGAGUCAGAUGAUGAAGAAGCUAAAGGGCUUGUAUUGAGUCUAGCGAAUAUCAGUGAUGUUGUAGAACUGGUAUCGGCCUAUAAGAUGGCUGACGCGGAUGCCAUUAGAGCACUUGUUGAAAGAAUUCAGGACGAUCCGGAAGGAGGAAGGGUCGAUCUCGUUUACCGGCCACCUCCUUCUACUCAGAUAAUAGUGCCGCAUGCGCCAAAUGCUCAAGCUGUCGGUCAGCAUUUUUUAGGGGUGGGCUCAAGCAGGGCUCCAAAAGGAGGUACAAGACGGCGUGACCCUUGGAAAGAAGAGGCCAUGACGCAGAAAGGAGCAAUGGCAGGGACCUCUGGACUUGCCUUGAGAAAGGGAGGGCAGAGAAGGGAGCUGAGAGUCUCAAGGAACCUGGAAGAGCUGCCCAUUUACAGGGCUGGAGACAUGCUGAAAGUUUUCCUGCGAGACCUUGAGGAGUACGCGUUCAGGAGAGAAUGGGGUGACAUGGAAAGGAUUGCGAACGUGAAAGGAGCAGGAAUGUACAAAAGGAGGAUUGAAGGAGUGGUGGCAUGUUGCACAAGGUGGAAAGUAUGCAAGGUCAUGCAAGACCAGACAAGAAAGGAAAGGCUGCAAAAGAAGGGGUUAUGGAUUGGAAGAGGGGUGACUGAGCCACAGGGGAAGGAGGAAAAGAACGAAGAAGAAGAUAAUGUACCUCUGAAAGUGUUAAAGAACAAGGCAAGGAUCUCCCCCAAGAGCAGCAGCAAGGAAUCUGAGCAGGCUGAGGGAAAUGAACAGGACGAGGAGGAGGCAGCAGAGGAGAGGAAAAAAAGCAUGGGGGCCAGUAUGGUACCAAGGAAGAAGAAACUUGGAAAGAGAAGGGCAAUUAAGAGUGGAAGAAGAGAGAUACAAGAAAGGGUGAGUGAAAAGGGGGAAGGAGUAGAGGAAGUUGGGGAAGGAAAGAAGGUCCAAGGAGGAGGCAAGGCUCCCAAAGUUAAGAGAACUGAGGGAAAGAGGCCGAUUGGGAACAAGGAAGAGACAAGUGAGAUAAGAAAGAAGGAAGAUGAGAAGGAUGGUCAGGUGGAGAAGUUGAUAAGAGAUAUGGAAGAAAUGAGGAAGGAAGUAAGGGAAUUGAAGAAAGAGAAGGAGGAAUUGCAAAAAAAAAUGAGACAAUUAAGGGUCUCCCUGAAUGUGCAAAGCAGAGAACUGGAAAAUGAAGUGGACACAAGAGCUAAGAUGAAAAUAAGGGUGGAUGGUCUGGUUUCUGAGGUCAGUGUGCUAGGACAGGACUUGGACGAUGAAAUCUCAGAAAGAAAGAAGUUGGGACAAGAGUGGGAGGAAAGAUGGGAAAAGAUAUUGAGAAGAAUGAAAAAAUCCAGAUUGAGUCAACAGGGGAAAGAGAAGGAAGCCACAAAGAUGGUGGGAAGAAAAGGGGGUGAAGAGAAAGGGGCACAUACUGAGAAGAAGAAAGAGGAGCUUCCUGCACCCAAAAAGGAAAAGGGUGAGAGUGUGGCUAUACCUCUGCCAGGACAAGUACAGAUCAAGUAUCCCCACUUCGAGUUAAAUUUAUUUUAUGUGGGAGACCCGGGUUAAAAUCCCGGCAGUAAUAAUGAAAAGUAAGGUGACGG